GCGCGGGGGAAGCGGCGCCGCGGCCGUGUCGCUGAGGGCGGACGGCGUCGGGUUCGCUGGGCUGUGCGGCCGUCGCCGCCUGGCACGCGGGGCGCGCCUUGUCCCUUCCUGCACUGCAGGCUUCAGACGCGCGCGGCAGCGUCCCGAAGGCCGCGGCUGGCGACGCGGGUGUAAGGUCGCUCCGACCCGACCUGGCUCUGCCCGAGGAGCCGCAGCUCCCGAAGACGCGUCCCGGGCGUGGAUCGAGGGCUGUGCGGGCUGCCUGCCCCUCUGCACCGAGCGGAGGGUUUCUCUGUAGCUUUGGAGCCUGUCCUGGAACUCACUCUAUAGACUUGUCUGCCUCCCUGGUACUGGUUUAAAGGAUAUUUUAAAGAAUUGUUGAAGAUGAAGUUUUUAUUUUUGUAUGUUUUUAAUGGCUAUGCAGAAUAUUAAAUAGAACACAUUUGACAUGACAACGAAAAAUGUAACGUUUCGCUUGUUGCAUUUCCAGUUUCCAGCACCAACUCACCAACAAAGAUUUUACCGAAAACCUUAGGGCCAAUAAAUGUGAAUGUUGGACCCCAAAUGGCAUGAUCCAUCACAUCCAGCCUGUGUAGUCCUCGGGACCAGUAGGGAUCAAACCCAAAACUUCAUGCAUGCUAGAUUAUAAGCACACCACAGAGAAUUACCAAUUCAGGAAGUGUUCUGAUUGGGAGUCCAUAUCCCCCUGCACCAGCAAUGGUCACUCAGACACACAUAGCUGAGGCUGCUGGCUGGGUUCCCAGUGAUAGAAAACGAGCUAGAGAAUUUAUAGACGCUGAUUUUUCAGAAAGUAAACGAAGCAAAAAAGGUGAUAAAAAUGGGAAAGGCUUGAGACAUUUUUCAAUGAAAGUGUGUGAGAAAGUUCAGCGGAAAGGCACAACAUCAUAUAAUGAAGUAGCUGAUGAGCUGGUAUCCGAGUUUACCAAUUCAAGUAACCAUCUGGCAGCUGAUUCGCAGGCUUAUGAUCAGAAGAACAUUAGACGAAGAGUUUAUGAUGCUUUAAAUGUGCUUAUGGCAAUGAACAUAAUUUCAAAGGAAAAAAAAGAAAUCAAGUGGAUUGGCUUGCCUACCAAUUCUGCUCAGGAAUGUCAAAACCUGGAGAUAGAGAAGCAGAGGAGGAUAGAGCGGAUUAAGCAGAAGCGUGCCCAACUACAAGAACUUCUCCUUCAGCAAAUUGCUUUUAAAAACCUGGUACAGAGAAAUCGACAAAAUGAGCAACAAAACCAAGGCCCUCCUGCUCUGAAUUCCACCAUCCAGCUGCCAUUUAUAAUCAUUAAUACAAGCAGAAAAACAGUCAUAGAUUGCAGCAUCUCCAGUGACAAGUUUGAAUACCUUUUUAAUUUUGAUGACACCUUUGAGAUCCAUGAUGACAUAGAAGUUCUGAAGCGGAUGGGAAUGUCCUUUGGUCUGGAGACAGGCAGGUGUUCUCUGGAAAAUCUGAAAAUUGCGAAAUCACUGGUUCCAAAAGCAUUAGAAGGCUAUGUCACAGAUAUCUCUACAGGACCUUCUUGGUUAAAUCAGGGACUACUUUUGAACUCUACCCAAUCAGUUUCAAAUUUAGACCUGACCACUAGUGCCACCGUACCCCAACCAAGUGUAAACCAGGGGUUGUGCUUGGAUGCUGAAGUGGCCUUAGCGACUGGGCAGUUUCCUGCCUCAGACAGUCACCAGUCCAGUAGUGCGGCCUCUCACUGCUCUGAGUCCCGCGGCGAGACCCCUUGUUCAUUCAACGAGGAAGACGAGGAAGAUGAGGAGGAAGACUCCUCCUCCCCAGAAUAAAGACAGGAAAAAACUCAUGUUUUAACCUGUGAUGCUCAUGUGUGUCUUUAGUGUGAGCUCUUGUGUUUUGAAAUGAUUGCUUCAGUCUUUGCCUUUGUUUGCAUUUGUGUUUAGUGAAAACUAGAGAAACACAAUAAGCAAAUUACAUGAAGGCUGAGAUGAUUGAAAUGAAAGUUAAUGUAGCGUGGAAGAAAACUGAGCCACAGAGCAGUAGGUUACAUCGCCAACAAAGCAUGCUCUCUGAAGAGACAGGAAUAAUCCAUGAAGAAUGGCAGUGAAUGAGGUUUGUUUUCAGGGAGGUGGGGUUUGAAGACCCCACAGUGUGUCAGCAUUUAGACUUGAGAUUGCUGCAAGGAACGGUAUGCAGUUUUCUCCCUUGUCGGGCUGCCUUUUACAGGCAAAAGUGAUCCUGGAAAUCCCCGUGAGUGUACAGUGAGGGAUGUAGCUUGCAGGCUUGUGGCCUGAGGAGCACAGAUGAACUGCUGAGCUAGCUGGAGGCCCAGCUGAGGUGCUUUGCACAUCUGCUGCCUUAGCUUCUAGAAGGGAGCAAGCGCUACCUUAUAAGUACCUAGGUGAUAUUUAGAAUAAUUUACAGUAAACUGAAGUGACCAUUUGUCAAUGCAUUGGUGCAUAGGAGUUUGUUUCUAGGGCUACUUCUGGAAGCCAAGAUAGAAUAGCAUUUCCAUGUGCAUUAAAAACUGCCAGCACUGCCUUUUGCAAGCAUUCUAAAUUUGGACUUUUACUGAGAAGGAAACUGUAUUUAUAGUUUUAAUCAAAGCUAUGCAUUUCAUACAGCUUUUUAAUUUACAGUUGAACAAAGAAGCAAAUUCUUUGACCAAAUUGCUUGUCUAUAGCUGUCUGCAGUACUGUGUGAUUUUACCCAUGUGCAAUUUGUGAGAAUGAACCAAAUGUCAUUAUUUUUGUCUUUAUUUCAAGAAUAUGAACAUCAUUGUCCUCUUGUACAUGUUAUUUUUUCAUAUUUUAAUUAUCAAAAUGACCUUAUCAGAUUUAUUCCUGGGUAAAUUGCAUUUCAAACUAACUCAAUAUUCAGUGUUUUUGUUAAAACCUUGAACACUCCAGUUGACUGCAUCUGUGCUAAUGUGGUAUGUCAUUCGUGGAUACAAAGCCAGAGUUGCCAUGAGACUACUGCAGCAUGUCUGUGAUUUCUGCUCCUCUCAGUAGGGGAGCACAGGACAUCCACUGCCAAGCCAAACCCAAUGUAACUAACACAUUACGGCCUUGAACAGGGGCAGAGAAUGGAAUCAGUUCUGAAGCCAGAUCAAGUCACAUGUGUUUGUCCUGGUUCUGUGUACCUGGCGUCUGUGGGCCCUACACCAAGCUCAGUCCAAAGUGCUGUUCUUCUUAGUCCUAUAGGGGAAGCUUGAGCGGAAGCAGAAGCUUCGGUUGGCUUGAAUGUUGUGAGGCCGUUAACAGUGAUAAGUAUGAAUGUGCAGAUACAGCUUAGGUUCCUUUGAGAGGAAACUCAUUGUAUCAGAAGGAAGCUGUAGUGCAAGCCCAAGUGUUCAAGGGGCACAAAGGUCCCGGCAGGUUGUCUUGGCAUGAGCUCUAGAACACACUUCUUACCAGACUGUCAGAGAAAAGUGGUCCAGUAUGCAACAGGAGCUACCUCCUGUUAGCGAUGCAUUUCUGUCUCUGUACUUAGGGGAGCCUAGCAGAGACCUGGAGAGGUCAAGGGCAUCAGUUGCUUUUUAGUUUUCAAAAUACUGACCUACUGGUCCUAAGAUGUUUCAGAACUUAAAGCAAAUGCACGCAUUACACCCAUUUCUUUUACCAGGCAACUAAAUCCGUGCAAGAGUUCUCAAGGAACGUCUCCUUUUAUCUCAUCCCUGCUGCUGUGUGCUUUACACUGACAACAGCAGGGCUUGAAAGGGGCGGGCACACUGCACAUGUUGUAUGCCUCUGGUCCCAGCACACUUCCAAGUCAACCUUGGCUGCAUACUGAGUUCAAGGCCAGCCUGGGCUUCAUGGCAUCCUUGUCUGAGGUGGGGCAAGCAGAGACUCAAUCUUUGUGUGCCCCGCCCCUGACCAUCCUAACUAUCACUGUCAUGCCCCGUUCCCCUGUGAUACACUGCUGAGGACAUCUAAGAUUACUGUGGUCAUCAGGUGCUGCUGGUGUAACCCUGAACCAAGAGGAUUACUUGUAAUCCUAGGCAGGCAAAGGACUCACCAGAGGUUUGGAACCAGCCAUGGCUACAAAAUGAGACCAUGAUGCAGUACAGAAAAAAGGAAGAGCCUAAAUUGAGAAGUUACAAAGAAUGAACUCUGGUCUUUAUCUCCCUUAAACAUCCAUCUGGGUCCAGCAGCCCCAAAUCAUAGUGCAGGAAUCAAAACGGAAGGGGAUGUUAAAUUGUGGUCAUAGCAUCUGGCUUCUUUGUAGGAGGGGUACACAGUGGUUGCCUCCCCCAAAUCAUAGUGCAGGAAUCAAAACGGAAGGGGGUGUUAAAUUGUGGUCACAGCAUCUGGCUUCUUUGUAGGAGGGGUACACAGUGGUUGCCUCCCCCAAAGGUGCUGGGCACACUGCUUAAUGUGUCAAAAGGCUUUCCCCUCUUAAGGUUGAGUUUCUCAUUGUCAGUCUCACUCUCCUGAUCACAUGGGCAGCAGCUGGCUCUGGUUCUACACUGUGUGAAGAGCAGGUCCACAGGCUACGCAGCUGAGCAGCCGCCGGUGCUUAGGUGCCCUUUGCCUGUCCCCACUGGAAGUCUGUUCACUGUUUGCAUUUAUUGUGCCUUACACAGGAAGAUAAGAACUCACUGGAAUCCUCCUCCCUCUAAGAAGUCCCCCAGAAAACAGGCUGGUGGACACAUGUUUGCAUCUUUCUCAAUUCUUUUAAAGACUAAAUGAGGAACUCCUCCUGUUAGCAAUAUGUAAUCAGAACAGUAGCAGUACUCAAUCAGUAAUUUUUGGAAGAUAAUUCCCAGUCUGUUCUCAGAAUAUCCCUAUCAGACAAUCCAGAUGAAGAAAUGGCCCACUGGUUCCUGCAGGCUUCCUCAUUCUGCUCUUCCUAUCUAAACCGACUGCUUGUCAAAAGUGUCAGAGCUGCUCCAAGUAUAACAUGAUUUAUGCCCUGAGACAGUCUGAACAGAGUGUGUGUGUGCACGUGUGUUGUGUGACAGACAGACAGACAGACAGACAGACAAACGGGCAGAUGACAGGAAUGGCCUCAGCUGCUUGUGCUAUAACCACACACAGAACAAGAAGGCUGCUCAAGGUUAUAAGCUAGCUCACUCCAACAAAUGGGCUGUCCUUAUUCACUAAGUCUGCUGCAUAAGGCUUUGAAAUUUUCUUCCUUAGUGGUAAGCAUGGACAGGGUUUGUUCUGGGGGAGGGAAUUAAAAUACCAAACUCAGCUGCUUUACCUGUGUACAAGCCAAGUGAGGACUGUAGCAAGCCCACAGAGUUCUUGGCCUCAUUGCCUUGAACUACCUCACAGGCCAGUGAUCUGAGAUGAAGAGUUCACAUAUGCUCUCUAAGUUGCUAAUACAUAGAUGCAGCUUGUGAUGAACACAUGGAAGAUUACCCCCAUGCUGCAUAUGGGCUGGCUUCCGUGAAAUACACUCUAUAAACCUAAGAACCUGCCUCCCGGGGGGCUUCCUAGUUUUCUACACCUUGAACAAUCAGUUCCUCUAAGCACUGAUGGUUAUUAAUAUAUAGUUUUUUAGACUACUGUGCAUGCCAGAAACCUAUGGCAGUCACCCGAAUGAUCCACAGAACGUGCCUUCCAGCUCACUAAUUCAGUUCACCUAUGCUGUUAACCUAUACUUGAGCCAAAUACUAUAACACUCAAAGCGGGGAGCCUAAUAUGAUCAAUCUUCCUAACAAGCCUCAGGAAGUAACCUCUUAUAUAUACCCGAAGUUACAGUUAGUUUGUAGGAUCGUUUUCCUACAUCUGUGUUCACAAUAUGUUAGGGGGGGUAGGGCAGAAAAUUUUGGCAUGUCAUGUUUCCCAGGAGUCCUUGACAGGUGCAAAGCCGAUCUGAUAGGUGGCCACCCCUCAGUGUAAAACUGCUUGUCUGACUUCUUUCAGAUAAGGAAGAUCUUAGGUUAUUUUUACAUGUUACAUAUUUUUUUUAAAAACUUUAGAACCAGUGCCUUGGCCCGUUGUCAUCCUAGCAGAGUGGAUCUUGGUCCUCUCUGCUUAAAAAGCUACUUUAGAAACCAUCGUAGCCACAGUGGAAAGUCGGGGUUUGUGUCUUCUCUACUAGUGUCUGAGGAAGGGAGAGAGCAUCUCUUAGGACCACUCAGUCAGAAAUGGAAGUGUGCAGAGCUUGCGGCCAGCAUCCCUUAGCCUCUUUUGCAGUCUGCUCCCGUUUGUCUCUUCCCUCGGAGCAUCUUUGCCUACUGUAGAGCACACCUUCACCAUGGGCCAUCCAGACAGCACCAAUCUUGACAAGUGCCAAAAAAACCCUGAGGAACUCAAGGGAUCUCUUCCCCCAAGCCCAGUCAUGCACUGCCAGCUUUGGCCUCUCAGGACUCCAGGUGCAGAUGGUCACAGUCACAAGAGACCCUCCCCAGGCCAAGGCCAUUUAUUCUGGACACCCAUAGGGGCUUAAGAGGUGGAGUUACCAUCUGGACCAUAGGGACUUGUUUCCAACCAAUCUAUUUGGACUUCAGAAGCUAUUGAUUUGCCAUGCUUGACUUCAAACUCCUAAGUAUGCUAGUUUUGCAUAUCCGGACUCCUGGUUUGGUUUGAUUUUUCAUACUUAUCUCCAGUGCUCGAGCCACCUCUCUGAAAGCGGCUUCUCUGCAGGUUAUGUUGCUUUUCCCACUAGUAGUAAGAUGACACUGAGAAAUGGGAUCAGUCCUCCGCCUGCUGUGGUUGUCCAGGUCUGAGUUCCGGGGACCCCAUCAGUGCUGUGAAGUGCCUGGGUACCCCAUUUGCCCUGCUACACUUUACCUGGACAGAAGGGAUGAGGUUGUUAGCCUAGAUCACCAAGAGAUUUUUGUUCCUAGAUUGAGUACACAGGCUAAUAAAUUAUUUUGUAGUAUCUCAAACUUUGCAUAAAUAUUAUUUUUGUAUGGAAUUUUUUAUAGAAGAGCUAUUUCUGUAUACUUAUUUCUGUGUUUUUUGAAAUGCCUUCCAGUAGGUAACCAACAAGUCUUAAACAGUGUCCCACUACGAGUGACUCAGGGUCCACCUACCCAGAAGAGACACAAUUUAAAUAUUUUUUUCUGCUCCCUGCACCCACUCCAGAUAGAAGCUCAGGGUGUACCUAGGAAGUAUGUAUGAGUCUUAAUAAGCUUUGACUGAUUUUUUCCCUCAAUUCACACAUCUUUGUUCAUACUGUAAGAGUAAAAGAAGAUAACAUCUGAAAUGAGUAUGUUGAGCUUGAGAAAAAUUGUAUCAUACUAUUCUGUGAUUUGAGAUACAGAAAAAUAAACAAGGAAUUUAAAAUAA
Messenger RNA from Mesocricetus auratus (golden hamster), 7215 nucleotides. It is a transcript of the gene Tfdp2, whose product is annotated as transcription factor Dp-2. The record is from RefSeq and is a predicted model, not a curated record. NCBI's taxonomy places the organism in Eukaryota, Metazoa, Chordata, Mammalia, Rodentia, Cricetidae. Gene Ontology annotation, molecular function: RNA polymerase II transcription regulatory region sequence-specific DNA binding; DNA-binding transcription factor activity, RNA polymerase II-specific. The coding region runs from base 718 to 1800 and encodes 360 amino acids. Gene Ontology annotation, cellular component: transcription regulator complex; nucleus. The transcript has 14 exons. Gene Ontology annotation, biological process: regulation of transcription by RNA polymerase II; regulation of cell cycle.